GGAGUAGAUCAGGUUGCAGUGGGAGAACUUUCACAGCACGAAAAAUCCCAGCAGCCUGGCUUUUGUGCAACAGGACAUUUUCAAUAUUAUUUCUGGUGCACCUCUGCCUCCUCUUAGCUCUCCACCAUGAAGAUACUGGCUCUGGGAUUUUGCAUACUGGCUCUGCUGGCAUUAGGAAAGGCUCAAGGAAGCAAUAGCCCUACUGUCACUACGCCUGAGACUUCAACCACCUCUCCAGCCACAUCUACAACCGUCACCACAACCACUACUACAACCGCCACCCCAUUCAGUACUGCAAGUGGUGCGACCACCCCUACAACAACGUCUAAAAUCACUUCCCCUACUACAAGUGGUACGACCACCCCUGCAUCAAUGGCUACAACCACCUCUCCAGCCACAUCUACAACCGUCACCACAACCACUACUACAACCGCCACCCCAUCCAGUACUGCAAGUGGUACAACCACCCCUACAACAACAGCUAAAUCCACUUCCUCUACUGCAAGUGGUACGACCACCCCUACAACAACAGCUAAAUCCACUUCCUCUACUGCAAGUGGUACGACCACCCCUACAACAAUGGCUACAACCACCUCUCCAGCCACAUCUACAACCGUCACCACAACCACUACUACAACCGCCACCCCUUCCAGUACUGCAAGUGGUACAACCACCCCUACAACAACAGCUAAAUCCACUUCCUCUACUGCAAGUGGUACGACCACCCCUACAACAAUGGCUACAACCACCUCUCCAGCCACAUCUACAACCGUCACCACAACCACUACUACAACCGCCACCCCUUCCAGUACUGCAAGUGGUACGACCACCCCUACAACAAUGGCUAAAACCACCUCUCCAGCCACAUCUACAACCGUCACCACAACCACUACUACAACCGCCACCCCUUCCAGUACUGCAAGUGGUACAACCACCCCAACAGCAACGGCUACAACCAUUUCCCCCACUGCAAGUGGUACAACCACCCUUACAGCAACGCCAAGAGACACUUCCCCAGUUACCACCACAACCCUUUCUGUGACCACUGCUACAAUCACCACCCCAAUCAUUACUGCAAUUUCAAAUACCACCAUGAAUACAACCACCUCGCCAAAGACAACUAUGACAAUGACAACCAACAAAAAACACCACCCCACACAGUGGAGGCCCAGACAUCAAAGCUUUUCUGCUGUUUUCUGUUGUGCCAUCUUUGCUCUACACGCUCUGUCCCUGAAAAGUAACUGA
Micropterus salmoides (largemouth bass) is the source of this 1245-nucleotide messenger RNA. Its product is annotated as mucin-2-like. NCBI's taxonomy places the organism in Eukaryota, Metazoa, Chordata, Actinopteri, Centrarchiformes, Centrarchidae. The record is from RefSeq and is a predicted model, not a curated record. The transcript is spliced from 2 exons. Bases 127 to 1245 code for a protein of 372 amino acids.